Molecule: messenger RNA, 854 nt
Organism: Brassica oleracea var. oleracea
Lineage: Eukaryota; Viridiplantae; Streptophyta; Magnoliopsida; Brassicales; Brassicaceae
Exons: 3
Coding region: 85-585 (166 amino acids)
Source: RefSeq, a predicted model, not a curated record
ACACUUCUUUUCCUCUGUUCCUCUUUCCUUUUUUUUCACAGAGUCUUCCUUUCAACUCUGUUUUUUUUUCCUUUCUUCUUGGAAAUGGGGAAUUGUCAGACGAUAAACGCGGCGGCGCUGGUUCUACAGCAUCCCGGAGGCAAAAUCGACAGAUACUAUAGCUCCAUCUCCGUGAGCGAGAUCAUGAGUAUGUACCCUGGCCACUACGUGUGUCUCAUCAUUCCUUUGACGGAGGAGGAAGAGAAGAAUAUUCCGGCGACUGUGAAGAGAGACGAGAAGAAACACAAGAAGGGUGUGAGGUUUACACGUGUCCAGCUUCUCAGGCCGACGGACAGUCUCGUGCUUGGUCACGCUUACCGGCUAAUUACUUCCCAAGAAGUGAUGAAGGUCUUAAGGGAGAAGAAGUGCGCGAAGACGAAGAAGCACCACGCUGAGGCGAUGACUACGGUGAAGAAGUUGUUGGAGAAGAAUGUUCCGGAGAAGAAACAAGGGAAGCAGCAUCGUGUGCUAACGAGUUCAGCUUCUUUCUUAAAGUCCAAAGCAUGGAAGCCCUCUCUUCAGAGCAUCUCCGAAGCUACCAGCUGAAUAAUCCGAAACUGUUCUGAAUAAAUUUUGGAUCUGUUUCCUUUUUUGUUUGUUUUCUGGUUAUAACAGAGGAUGAAGUCUACGGAUCAAGAUAUGAAGAAAUAAGUAGCGGAUAGCUUCGUAUACAAAGAAGGGCUCAACAAAGCCUCUUUCUUCUUUUUUCUCUAUCUACGAUGUACAUAUUUUCGCAGAUGGAGAGAUCAAUCGAAGUUUGUAAGACUAGACCAGACCAAACGUGUGGUUUUUGUUGAUGUAAACUCGAUUUCAGA